AUGGAGACGGAAAGCAACGGAAAAACUCCGAUAGGAGAAAUGAAUUCCUCUACGGAAAAUCUAGCAAAUCAGAUAUCUAUGUCAAAUUUAACAUCUAUAGAUAAUAUAAAAACUCAAAAAAUAAACAUGGACGAAAACAAUUACAACUACUUUAAUUAUGCAGAAAAUGAGACCCCCCUUGUGAAAAAUGAACAUGAGCAAUUCAAUAAUAUAUCUGCAGAGAUACAUGGAAAGACCAUUUUCAGUGAACGUAAUUUAAAACAUGAUUAUAUCAAUAAUUUCCAGAUGAAUUUACCAAACCAUGAAAAAGACGAUGCGGAAAACUCGUACACAGACACAGAGGUACAGAUGAGGAAUCAACAAAACAUUUUAAAAAUUCUGGAAGAUGAUGAUGUACAGGUGGAAUUUGAAGGUGCUCCGGGGAUGGGUACCUCUAUUGAAGGGCAACAUCUUUCGGAAGAGAUGGGUGUCUGCACGGGAGAAAACCCGUUAGAAAAUACAGCCGAUGCAGAAAAUGGGGGAAAUGACUCCAUCCUAACUGAUGGAGAAGACACAAAGGGAGAGUUGUUAAAAGAAGCAGACCUAAAUGAAAACCCCCUAUCAGUUAGAACCAACCUUCACCAAGUUCCUUCGAACCAUGAGGAACAUCUCGAAAAGGAGGACCACGGGGGAGAAAUCACAGGAGUCGCAACGACAGCUGGGGGGGAGAAUCUGUUUGGAGAACCCAACAAGGGAGACGACAAUGCAAUGAAUCAUUCCCAUACUUUUAAAGAAAAAGCAGAAAUUAAUAUAAUUCAUAACAAGGAUUUGAUCAAGGCGAAAAAAAGUAAAGACAAGAGUACGGAAAAGUACAAGAACAAAUACAAGAAUAAAUUUCUGCAUCUCUUCCGAAAGAAAAAUUGCUCUAAUAAGAUCAAGGACCAACACAUGUUUACGAAUGAGGCGGUUUGCGUUAUGGAAAAAGAGGAGGAGAAAUGUGGAACCAGUAGCACCGAUGGUAGUAGUGGAAGACAGUAUGUUCAAGAGAACCUCAGUCCUAGCUUCAAUCUGUACAACCGAAAUGAUUGGAAGGGGGAAGUCCAAGAGAGGUGCAAAGAAGGAAAGGGUGUAAACAGUGAGAUACAUAUUCCUAUACAAAUUGUAACGGGAGAAAUACAGUUAUAUGGAGAGAAGGAAAACAUGAUGGCAACCGUCAGGGAGAGUCACACAUGUUCCAUCAAAACGGAAGAUAAUCUCAUGAUGGAUAUGCAAAAUGAAAAUAUGGCAGGCGCUGAUUUGGAGAGACACACAGGUAAUAUAGGAACAACUGAAGGAAUAGCUACAUACGCAUCGGGAGAUAGACAUGCCCAGGGACGAGAACAGAAACUUUCAUUCGAAUGGAUCGAUAGAAAGAAUUACAGUUUAGAGAAAAUAAAAUCCUUCAUGUCUAACAACACCUUUUUAAAAGAUAAAAAAUAUUUUCUACAAAAAAAAAAAACGCAACUAUCGAAGGAAGUGAAUUUUUUUUGUCAUCAUUACAACGUUCUUUUGUGCUUUUUUCUGUACAUAGUCUGCUUUGCCUUCGUUAUGGCAUCCAUCUGUUACGACUCAUGGAAGGUGCAUCAAAUGGAACUAAAAUCCGAGAAUAUCGAGAAAGUAGUGCACAUUGAUAUCGGUGCAACGACCAUUAGACGGGUGCAAAAAGUUUCUAAACAAAACGGAGAUGUGACUCUCUCCAUUGACAAGGAGCAAACAAUGGACUCAUUAAUAGAGAAUGAAAUUUGCAGGACAGUUACGAAAGAUGAAUUAGAAGACUUCCUAACAUUUUUGGCAUCUAACAAUAAAUUAAAAUAUGAACAGAAUCUAAUUGAUCCCACAAAAGGAAAGGUAUCUGAUGGUUUCCUUUUAGAUGCGCUGAAAAAUCCAGCACACGUAGGACUACUAAAGGACGAAAAGUUAGUUUUAACAAGGAAGCAUAUUUUCGGACCAACCAUCUACAAUCUCGAGUGUAAAUUUUUGGAAAAGAUAAAAAAGGCAGGAACGUAUCAUAAGAUUCUUCUUUACGCAAUAUUAUUUUUUUUACUCAUUCCAAUUUUUCUUUUGUUUCAUAUUUUACUGAAUUACAAAAAGGAGAAGAAUGUACAGCUGGUGAAAUAUAUCUCCUUCGUUUUUGUUAAUUUGGCAUUGAUUACGAUGAUCUCCUCUCUCUUUUCUGUGAACCGAGCCUACAACAUCCCCUUGUGUGUUAUGCAUGAUGGAAGUUCCGAUAUCUGUCAAGAUGGUUCCUCCAUCCACUUUAUUCGCUCGUCCAUCAUCUUGUUAAUUUUUUCAAAUUUGUUCUUUUGCAAGUUUGUUCAUGUUGUUCGAAAGAAGAAUAGCACUCUCUCCGGUUCCCUCGUUUGA
This is a messenger RNA of Plasmodium knowlesi strain H, 2382 nucleotides long. Its product is annotated as conserved Plasmodium protein, unknown function. The record is from RefSeq and is a predicted model, not a curated record. The coding region runs from base 1 to 2382 and encodes 793 amino acids. The transcript has a single exon. Lineage: Eukaryota; Apicomplexa; Aconoidasida; Haemosporida; Plasmodiidae.